ACCAGGACGCGCGUCCCCCUGCUGGGCUCCAUCCCGGCUGGAUUCUGUGGAUUUUGUUGUUUCUGGUUCCGGAGGCGCGGACACGUGAUUCCAUGGCCGCUGAGGCCACGAGCUCCCCGCGGCUCGGGACCGGCCACUCCGGGAUCUGAACCCACACACACACACAUAGGAAGCGGGACAUUGGCGGAUCACCUUGGAGGUCCUAAACCAUAACCACGAACCCCCCUCCCCUCUCCUCCUCUUCCUCCCCCUCUUCCACCACUAAAGGGAUUUCUCUCUCUCUUUCUUUCUCUCUUUCUCUUUCUCUGGAGAGGAGUCGUCCCCCUCUCAAGAGUGUGACCCCCCCUCCCACCUUGUCAGCCCCCCUCCAAACAAAAUGAGACUGGCCAAAAUGUGCCGACUAAACGUGCUGGGGAUCUAUUUGUGGGAAACGCUAGUGUUUUUCAGCUUGGCAGCGUCGAAAGAAGCUGCUGCGAGAAAAGCCGCCACUCCGAUGCCGCCCUCCGAGUUCCUGGACAAACUCAUGGGCAAAGUCUCGGGUUACGACGCCAGAAUCCGACCAAACUUUAAAGUGUACAACAAAGACCCCAAAGGCUCCAAAAAUGAAGCUACUCACAAGAAAGGUCCGCCGGUCAACGUCACCUGCAACAUUUUUAUCAACAGUUUUGGGUCCAUCGCCGAAACAACAAUGGACUACAGAGUGAACAUCUUCCUGAGGCAGCAGUGGAACGACCCCCGGCUGGCGUACAGCGAGUACCCCGACGACUCGCUGGACCUCGACCCCUCUAUGUUGGACUCCAUCUGGAAACCUGAUUUGUUCUUUGCCAACGAGAAGGGGGCGAACUUCCACGAGGUCACCACCGACAACAAGCUGCUGCGCAUCUCGAAAAACGGCAACGUGCUCUACAGCAUACGAAUAACACUGAUCUUGGCCUGUCCCAUGGAUCUGAAGAACUUCCCUAUGGACGUCCAGACGUGCAUCAUGCAGCUGGAGAGCUUCGGCUACACCAUGAACGACCUCAUAUUCGAGUGGGAUGAGAAGGGAGCCGUGCAGGUGGCCGACGGCCUGACGCUACCUCAGUUCCUACUCAAAGAGGAGAAGGACCUGCGCUACUGCACCAAGCACUACAACACAGGUAAAUUCACCUGCAUCGAGGCUCGUUUCCACCUGGAGCGUCAGAUGGGCUACUACCUGAUCCAGAUGUACAUCCCCUCGCUGCUCAUCGUCAUCCUGUCCUGGGUUUCCUUCUGGAUCAACAUGGACGCCGCGCCCGCCCGGGUGGGUCUGGGCAUCACCACCGUGCUGACCAUGACCACGCAGAGCUCCGGCUCCAGAGCCUCCCUGCCCAAGGUGUCGUACGUAAAAGCCAUCGAUAUCUGGAUGGCCGUGUGUCUGCUCUUCGUGUUCUCGGCCCUGCUGGAGUACGCCGCCGUCAACUUCAUCGCUCGCCAACACAAAGAGCUGCUUCGCUUCAGACGGAGGCGACGACACAUGAAGGAGGAUGAGACGGGCGAGGGGCGCUUCAGCUUCCCCGGUUACGGCAUGGGCCCCGCCUGCCUGCAGGCCAAGGACGGCAUGGCCAUCAAGGGCAACAACAACAACGCCCCGGCCUCGGUCCCGCCCGAGAAGACCAUCGAGGAGAUGAAGAAGCUGUUCAUCGGCCGGGCCAAGCGCAUCGACACGGUGUCCCGUGUGGCCUUCCCGCUCGUCUUCCUCAUUUUUAACAUUUUCUACUGGAUCAUUUACAAGAUCAUCCGCAGCGAGGACGUCCACAAGCAGUAGUCACCUCUCGACUGCUGCUUGAGGAAAUCCUCCACAAGCAGGGAUACGAUCGCCCCCCCGAGGAUACGAUCGGCCCCUUCAGCCCCUCCUGACCCCGACGACACAUCAUUUGAGAAGCUUUUCUUUUCCCCGUUAUCCUCCUUCUCCUGCCCCGAGUCCCACCCCUGCUCCCGUCUCUUUACACCUCCUGAAUAAUCCGGACCAGUGCAAUAGCAAUGCAGUAAAAUGCAUGAUAUAUGAAUGUGGCAAUAUAUUAAUGAAAAGAUGAAAAAUGAAAAACAGACUUUUGCGGGCACACCCGGCGAACUGUGGGCGAGUGGACGGACUGGAACAAAAGGAGACGAUGACAGAGUCUUGUAAAGGGUCGUAUAUUUGAUUUAAGUUUACGUGUGAAGACAGAUAUUAUAAUUCUAUAUGAAAACGGGAUGUGGGGACGGGGUGGGGGAUGUGUGAGAGGCAGACAGCAGUGUAAUAUACUCAUAUAUUUAUCAUAAAUGGAAUAAAAGAAUGAACCUUAGGAACGUGGGCAUCUGGAAAAUGAGGGAUUUUUCACACCCCCCCCAAAAAAAGGAGCGAAGGCGGAUCGGUGCUUCCAUUAAUUAAAGCGAUGCAAGGAUGACACAUUCUAUAUCUAGAUUUGCUUCAAAUGUGUAUUGCAAGCACUCGUCAAUGCUUUUUCUCCCCCAGCCGCCGCCAGCGCCACAGAACCUCGACCUGCAGAGACACUCGGGGUUCGCUGCUGCCGCCGUCAAUCACACGACUGGACAGAAAAUAACAUGAGAUUUAAAAAAAAAAAAAAGAAAAAGAAAAACACUGGACGAGCAGUGGUGAAUAUUCUGAGACAGAAUAUCUUGUUUAUCUGUGGCGUUCCUCUUCCUCGUCCGUGAUUUAUUUCUUGAUGCAUUUGUUGUCAUUUUGGCUUGUUUCUUAAUUCUUGUGCCAAUUAAACAUGUCGCGUGUGGCUGUGCAGCUCCAGACGUUUCCCGCAGGAGGAAGCGGCGCCGCCGUGACGUCGGCCGCUGCAUCGGUUGACGUCACCUCACAUGUGCUUCGUCUUGUCUUUUUUAAUUCCGAGAGACGUAAUAGUUUUUUGUUUUUCAUCACCUGGAGAGACGGAACAUAUCGAUCCUGGACGGAGAACAACGCAGAUCCUCGUUUCCUUUCCUUGUCGUGUUCUUCGGGACUGAAACAUUAGACAUGUUUACAUCCUAUUAGUGCUUCCUUGCUUUGGCCCCGCCUUAACAUGAAACCCCGCCCCCUCCCAUGCCCAGCCGAGAGGAUAUAUGUAGUUAAACUGUACAGAUUAUUACACCUGUUAUACCUUAAUUAACUGUGUUUCCACCUCAUUCACAUGCACCAACUGUAGCUGCAGACGUCGUGACUUGUGAAAAGCUGCGUUAUCGUCCAUUCCAAGUGUAACAACGAGUUUAGUUCUGUCACAGCCACGUUGGACGGGAUUUGAUCAUGCAGCAGGUCGGUUGGUUUCGAUGAUUUGUGCGAAUAUUAUUAUCUUACUUUGCAGCAGGCUUCUCUAUGCAAUGUAGGUUUUUUUUUUCGUCCGUUUAGCGCAACCAUCUCAACAGCACCACCUACCUGUGGCUCAUCGUACUGCUAGACUGCGUCUCUAAUGCUUAUUGACAAGUAUGGAACAAACAGAGAAGACAAAUGACUAAAAACAGGUUUUUAUUUUGGUUUUGUUUUGCCCGUUUGAAAAACAUGUUAGAAAUGAUCAGGACGCAGAUUGAGCCAAACCUCUGAACCCGGCAGAACUCGGAAGGAAAACAUAUUUUUGUGUAUAUGAACGGUUGUUUCAGGAUUUUACGUCUUUUGUUGAAUUUACUCCCCAAAAAAAAAUAUAUACAAAGUGCUUUUAUACUUUUACAGGAAGGUUUUAAACGUGACAGUUGCAAAAAGUGAAAUUUGCAAAUUUGUAGCAAAGCAACAUUGUGUGUUCUCAUUGUUGUUUUUUUUUGUCUUUUGAAUUCCUGCCGUUAAUUGGUUUAUUGAUUAUGUUCAGUGUGAGUGUUUCAGACGUAUCGUAUUUUCCACCUUUUACUGCAGACACAACAUUCUUGGGAAAUACGACGUUUUGCUUUCUGUAUCAGAGUCAGGUGAGAAGAAAGAUAACAUCGAGUGCGUUAAUGCGAACUAUGAUUAGCCUAGCUUAGCAUGACUGGUUUUACAUUUUGGUUUGUGUACCAAUUACACAAUCCAGAUAUACGGAGGAAAUAGGUUUCUUGUUGAGGUAUUGGUCAACAAAUAUUUGAAAAUUUGGGGGGGACCAUGCUAGCUGUUCCCCCUGUUUCUAGUGUCUAUGCUAAGCUAGGCUAACUCCGACAGAAAGUGAAUAAGGGUAUUUUCCAAAAUGUUUCACACUUUCAAACAGCUGUAAAACUUCAGCUGUAUAAUGUUUCAUUGUGGGGAGUCUCUCCCGGACGUAUUUAACUUUGCAAUAAUGGUACAGUUGGUAUUUUAUUUGAUCCUUGAGUCUAAAUCAGCUGUUGGUUGCAAUGAAAAAUAUUGUUUCAUUGAUAAUUUCUACUUGUGAAAAUGUUUAAGCCCCAGUCCAACUUGGUUUUGAAGCAAAACCAAAGAUUUCUUUUGUUUGUUUUUCGUGUUUGACGAAGUCGUCAGUGCUGUUUGCUGCUGUCGGGGGAUUUUUAAAGAACGUAAUAUUAUAUUCACUUAGUCUUUGAGUUCAAUAACUGACUGGCUUAGAUUAUCAUCAGAUAUACAGUUAUUAUUAUAAUGUAGACAAAAUAUUUUCAUAUGGAGCAUUUCCCACUAUACCUACACAAUUUAUACUUGUAAAACACAUUUGUUUGUUUAUUUAUUUUGAACAGAGACUUAUUUAUUUAUUUAUUUAUUUAUUUAUUAAUCUUGUGGAGACGUUUUUGUUUGAAUCCAUUUUAUUUUCAUGUAUUUGUUCAUCUGAGUGUGUCCGACCGAUCCGAAGGGCUACGUCACGCGCAUUCUUCUGUUCACAUUCCAACGUGUUUCAACUUUAAAGUGGAAGUGCCAUAAAAACGCUAUUCGCCCCAGAAACUAUGCAUUUCAUUCAGGAAGACAACAGCGAUAAACCUUCUCAAGGCCAUGAUCACCAAGGACGCACCAAGGACUCUCGUACAGCCGCCAUCUUGGACAGUUAGCGUUAGCUUUAGCAGCAACUAGAAAGCUCCAACAAAAACAGUUGUUCCAAAGACCUCGGAAAUAAUGCUAAUUUGAGCUUUUUCGUAAAGUUGAUUAAUUUGGUGAAAUAUCAGAAAUGGUAUUUCGUCGAAAAGAUGGCUAACACGUUCUCCAUUAAACCUCGGGGGUCGGAUGAACAUCACCACCCCCAACUUCGACAUCUAAGAUGGCCGCUCCGUAUAUCAACAGUAAUGAAAACCGUAGUUUUUACUCUUUAUUAGCACUUCUGUCAUUAAUACUGUCCAGUUACGAUCUCUGGACGUAUUACUACAAUGUCAGUAUGCGUAAGAUACUGCUAAAUGCGUUAUUAUGACCUGUUUUUGCUAACAAUGGCUAGCUGGCUAACGUAAACAUAGUCCCUGUGCAACUGGAACGUUAACAACUUGGGUAUUUCAGGUGUGACGUCAUUUCGAGAGCCGAACUCCGAGGUGUAAUGGAACGUGGCAUUAAAGUGAAGAAGCAAUGUAAAAGUAAACCAGUCAUCGACACAUGCUAUUUAGCUGAGUGGGAAAUUUGUGCGUAAUGUUGCUCAGUAACGUUACUUAGUUCAAACGCACGCUAACAUAUUAUCUAGCUCAUAUUUUAUGCCAGUUUUAUUUAUAUAGCAUGUAAUUGAAAGUAAACAUGAGGAUUCGGUCAUUCCUUCCUUUUUAUUCUUAUCUUGUGUGCACAAGUAAAAGAUCUUUUAGGCAGGAGAUUAAAAAAAUAUCUUUAAAUAAAACAACAUAGAAAAGAAAAAGAAGAUAUAAACGGCAGCUUUCGUUGACUUUCAAACUGCGAAUUUAAACUAGCGCCCUCUAGAGUUUAGUCGGGACAACAUAUUUACAUUAACGAUAAAAACACUUGGUAGCAUGUGCCUCCUCUCUGAUCACGGCCUGAAACCGUGGAAACGUCAGCAGACUCGUUCUAAUCAGACUUUAAUACUUUAUUUCCCUCUGUGCCAUAAACACUCACGAUUCUGUCCAUCAGCCUCUUUGCCAUCAGCAGCCGGUUCACACGUUUCUCUUUGUGCCAUAUGUGGGUUGAAUAUGCAACUAAAAGACGAGGACCUACGAGCAUAUCAUGCAUUCGCCCCCCCCGCCACCGCCACCGUUUUACAUGAAGUAUUUUUCACAUAUUCAUACGCUUUCCUCAGGUGUGCGUGUUGUGCGUGUCAUAGUCAUGUUCGAGCUCCGUCAUUGGCCUCACAUCAUCGUAUUAAUCAGUGUUAUACUGUACGGGGUCGGGGGAGGGAGGGGUCCAUGCUGCGUUGAUCGCGUUGCGCUGCGACGUGAUGCUAACGGACUGAGCAACGAGCGACGGGUUUUUGGACGUUUAUAAAUCCUUAGGUUCUGAACUGGAUUUUAAAGUAGCAUGGUUUGAUUUGUUGAUGAUUAAUGAUUCUAUUGGUUUAUGGGGUUUGUGUUUGGUUCUCUCGUAUCUUAUUGUAUGUAUCGUACAAUCCGAUGCCCCGAGGGAGAAGAUACAGCGACUCGUGAACUGCUGUGAACUAAAGGAAACAUUAUUAUUACUAUUAUUAGGGAUUAUUCUAUUUAUUUAUUUUCUUUGCACAAGUUGGAAUGGCCUUAAUUUUUGCUUUACUUGCUUCUAUUGUGUAUUGGCACAAAGUGCACCCGUUUGAUUUGCAGAGAUUACGAUGCUCAUUAUGAUGCUUAUAAUCCGAGAGUGCACAUUCGAAGCAGGAUGAAAAAAAAAAAACAUUUAAAAGUUCAGCAAAUUCUUUUUAUUUUUCAUUAAUCUGAAAAACAAUAUUUUGCAUGAAUAUAAAUACAAUGGCAGAUAUUUUGGCUUGUACAAAAAAAGUGAAGCAAUUUGAAGAGAAAAAAAGAAUGUACCGUUUCUGCUGUAUCUGUAUAUAUCUAAAUAUUUAUUGAAAUAUGUCAUACUACUAAUUCUAUUAACGAUUAAAGGUUUUCUGAACAAAAAUCUCUUUACCUGUUUUUGAACAUUGUCAAGGUUGUUGGAGUUGGAUCUUUCGGUUUCUGUUCCUCUACUCAAGGAUCUGUGUAAUCAUUAAAGAGAAAGUAUUAAAAAUUGCAAAUAAA
Molecule: messenger RNA, 7017 nt
Organism: Hippoglossus stenolepis (Pacific halibut)
Lineage: Eukaryota; Metazoa; Chordata; Actinopteri; Pleuronectiformes; Pleuronectidae
Gene: glra1
Product: glycine receptor, alpha 1
Exons: 11
Coding region: 377-1783 (468 amino acids)
Biological process (GO): chemical synaptic transmission; nervous system process; regulation of membrane potential
Cellular component (GO): postsynaptic membrane; synapse; plasma membrane
Molecular function (GO): extracellularly glycine-gated chloride channel activity; transmitter-gated monoatomic ion channel activity; transmembrane signaling receptor activity
Source: RefSeq, a predicted model, not a curated record